Messenger RNA from Ceratina calcarata, 7473 nucleotides. Its product is annotated as discoidin domain-containing receptor 2. Gene Ontology annotation, molecular function: protein tyrosine kinase collagen receptor activity; ATP binding; collagen binding. The coding region runs from base 20 to 2668 and encodes 882 amino acids. Gene Ontology annotation, biological process: protein phosphorylation; positive regulation of phosphatidylinositol 3-kinase/protein kinase B signal transduction; positive regulation of neuron projection development. Gene Ontology annotation, cellular component: signaling receptor complex; plasma membrane. The transcript is spliced from 16 exons. The record is from RefSeq and is a predicted model, not a curated record. Lineage: Eukaryota; Metazoa; Arthropoda; Insecta; Hymenoptera; Apidae.
AUGCACCGCGGCGCUGGGCAUGGAGAAUGGCGAAAUCCCCGAUGAGGACAUAUCGGCCAGCUCUAUGUACGAUCCGAGUCUUGGCCCCAAGCAUGCCAGGCUGAGACAGGACAAAGGCGGCGGCGCCUGGUGCCCGAAAAAUAUGCUCACGAAGGAGGGCAAGGAGUACCUCGAGGUGAAUCUGCACACGCCGCGUCUACUGACGUCGACCAGGACCCAGGGCAGGUUCGGAAACGGCCACGGGGUCGAGUACACCGAAGAGUACUUCGUCGAAUAUUGGCGACCGGGGUUCAACAAGUGGGUGCGAUGGAGAAAUCGACGUGGCAUGGAGCUUCUGGCAGGCAACAAUAAUCCAUAUUCGGAGAAGGAACAGAUCUUCGACCCAGCGAUCGUGGCAACGAAAAUUCGUUUCAUCCCUUACACAUCCCAUAUACGCACUGUAUGCCUAAGAGUGGAGCUUUAUGGCUGUCCAUGGACUGAGGGCUUGGUGUCGUAUUCCAUGCCCCAAGGAAUUAAGAGGGGUUCGGAGGUUGACCUUUCCGACAGGACGUACGACGGCAGGGAAGAAGCGGGUUACCUCUCCGGGGGACUCGGUCAACUUGUCGACGGGCAAAAGGGUCCUGACAACUUCAGAUUGGACGUCAGCGGUAACGGGAAAGGAUACGAAUGGGUCGGCUGGAGGAAUGACACUCCAAGCAUGCUGGGACGUCCCGUGGAAGUAACUUUCGAGUUCGACUAUUUGCGAAACUUCACUGCCAUACACCUACACAUGAACAAUUAUUUCACCAAGGACGUGCAGGUGUUUUCGUACGCGAAGGUUUACCUCGGCGCCGGUGGGAACCAGUUCAACGGCGAGCCAGUCCAUUUCUCGUACAUACCGGACCAAGUGUUGGAACAGGCACGCGACGUUACCAUAAAACUUCAUUCGCGCGCCGGCCGAUUCCUCAAGUUGCAGCUGUAUUUCGCGGCGCGAUGGAUCAUGCUCAGCGAAGUGAUCUUCGAAUCAGUAAUCUCCGAAUGGAACAACACCGACGAUGAGGAGCCGAGGAACAAGAGUGGCAUUGUAACGGCAACCGGGAGUCCGUAUCAGAAUAACGAGGGUCCACUGCAGAGGGACGAAGUGAAGGCCACUUUUAAUAAGGAGGAAAACAACGAUAAUGCCUUUCCAGAUAAAAGCAAGGAACCAGAGUCGAGGCAGUUCGUUGGCCUCGUUAUCGGAAUUCUGACUACCGUGAUCAUCAUGCUUCUGGCGGCGAUCAUGUUCAUUUUCUACAGAAACCGAAGACUGAAAGCUGCUCUCGCACCUUCAACGUUCUACGACCAACACGGUGACCUGAAGGUCUCCGUGCAGGAGGAGGGCGAGGACAAGGGACCAAUUUGCCCUCCGCUUCCGGCGCAGUACCAACCGGCCGGGUACACCACGACGACACCGCAGCUACACAAAACUAUCACGGAUUACAGCGGGAUCACGGAGGUGCAGCCGGUUAUUCCGCUGUUGCUGAACACGGCGAUCAAUCUUGCCAGGCCAAUUCCGCCGGUUCAAGAAUAUCCAUCUAAUCCGCCGCCCAUACCGCCGCCACCGGAAAAGUAUUACGCCAGCACGGAGAUCUGUAAGGAUUCGCUGCCACCGUUGCCGCCAUCCCCGACACCGAGCACGCCACCGCCGAUGAGCGGCAAAGCCUCCAGCAGCAUGACAAGCUACAGUCCCGAGGAUAUGCUCACGGAGGAGGAGGACGAGGUUCCCGAGUGCAUCCUGGACUUCCCUCGGGAGAAGCUGAACAUCGUCGAAAACCUCGGCUGCGGAUACUUUGGCGACGUGCACGUUUGCGAGGUCGACAGGUUUCCCGGGUACGACGAAGUUUUCCGGAACACCAACAGCGACCUAGUGAUCGUUAAGUCCCUGAGACCCGGAUCUUCGGAUGCGCUUAGGAUAGAAUUUCAACAAGAGGCAAAAAGACUAGCGCGACUGGCCGAUCGGAACGUCGCGCGGCUACUCGGGGCCAGCCUCGAAGACGACCCCAUGUGCAUCGUAUUGGAAAACGGCGAGUACGGCGAUUUGAAUCAAUACCUGCAGAGCCACAUCGCUGAAACGUCCACCAUGCAUACGGCUAAGACACUCAGUUUCGGCACGCUGGUUUACAUGGCCACGCAAAUAGCAUCCGGCAUGAAACAUCUUGAGGAAAUGGACUUCGUGCAUCGGGAUCUCGCCACAAGAAACUGCUUGGUGAGCCGCGGUUACACAGUGAAAGUGUCGGAUCUGGGUUCCGGAAGAAACGCCUACGCAGCGGAUUACUUCCGGGUCGAGGGUCGACCUCCGCUGCCAAUCCGGUGGAUGGCCUGGGAAUCCAUGCUCAUGGGAAGACAUACGACGAAGAGCGACGUCUGGUCUUUCGCAGUGACGCUUUGGGAAAUUCUAACAUUCGCGAGGGAACAGCCAUUCGAAGAACUGCCAGAUCACCGAAUUGUCGAGAACGCGACUUAUUUUUACCAGGAGGACGAUAGACGGAUUAUUCUACCGUUACCGAAGAACUGUCCCAAGGAUAUUUACGAACUGAUGCGCGAGUGUUGGCACCGGAACGACGUGGACAGGCCGAGCUUCCGCGAGAUUCACAUGUUCCUGCAGCGUAAGAACCUCGGCUACAAGCACGCGGACACGAACGACACUUGAUACAGAGAGCUAGAAGGCUGGAACCUCAUCCGGCUUUCUAUGAUCGGCGAGCUGAACGGUAACUGGUGGAACUGUCCAUCGACGACCAAACUACACCAAGACAGACCAAGUUAGUACCCCAGGCCACGCAGAGCGAGCCAUCCCGGUUCCGUAGAUCGUCUGGAGCGAAGGUAAAUCACGAUUCGACGUUUCGUUAAUCGUUUCCGAAAUCAGUUUCAAAACUGUAUGAUUGUUAUCAUUUUAAGAAGAGUAAUUCGUUGUGGACUUUUGUCAAAUACUGUGGGCUUUUAUCGUUACUUUGGAAGAUGUUCAAUUAAAUGCUGUGCAAUUUUCUAUUCUAAGAACUGUAAUCACGGAUGAUUAUGUAAAGCACAAAUAAAUGAGUAUGAAUCUUGGGGAAAGAUCUCCAGAUCCGAGAUUAGGAAAUUAACAAAUAAUUGCUAAGGUGGUCUAUUAAGACGUGUAUGAUUAAGAGAAACGGAAAGAUCACCUGAAGAUCUCCAAUCGCGAUAGCAUACGAUACCAAUACGUUCGUAGUGGGAGACAGUAGGAGGAAAGCACGUUCGAUAAAUCGCUACUACACACAUAUAUGGCGUACUGAAAUUGAUACUGUCAGCAAACAAGCUUAUGACACCACGCCACAACGGCACUCGCGUCACGUUCGGGAUACACGUGGCACUUGGGGGGAAAAUCGCGCGGAAGACAACAAAAACGAUUUUUCCACCUUCAGUGUCUGUGUAUAUGUAUGUAUGUCCUUCUUCGCGAGGAAACACGAUUUGUAACCCGUGGGCGAUCCGUGUAACCGUUCCGCGUGCACAAGUCGCCAGGACAGAAGAAAAUGGUCGGUUAAAGUUCAGAACGUCACGGUAGAACGGCGAUUGUUCGACCUGACGAAUCAGCAAUUGCUUUCCCGCGCAAUAAGAAACUUUACUCGUAGCGGAUCCGACGACAGUUAGCGUAGAAUUCAAUUUUUAGAACCCUGUCGAGACGACGUAGGGAACUGAAACACGUUUUCAAAUGAUCCAUCGACGUUCUAUCGUAUCGUGCACAGAAUGGAUUAAACGGAAACGUGGCAUGGAAAAAACAACGCGAUACCCCCUUUUGUAACGUUUUAACAAAGAUUUUGAGGCAAUUAAAUGGUAAAAGGAAUUCCUCGAGCCGCUGGCUUACAAUCCACAAGUUCCCUGACUACUGAUAAGCUUAAGAAUGCGCUUAGCCGAAGUGCAUAAAUGUUUGACAAUACCACUAGAGGUUGCAAGUAUAUAAAGAAAGAAAAUAAAAAAAAAGUUCGUAUAUAAAUAUAUAUAUAUAUAUAUGCGUAUAUAUAUAUAUAGAGUGUAAAGAGAUGUUAAAGGGUUUAACCGAUAUAGAGUAAAAAGAAAACUUUAUUACAAUCGUUUCUAAGCAGCUUGCAUUCCCUCGGCGGUCCCGCGCCAUCGAUUCGCGACGUUUCUGUCCCGGGGAAACCGAAAACCAGAUACCAUGAAAACGCAUCGUUAUUCUGUACUCUAUCUAGCUACGCGAAGAAACGAAGGGCGGCGGGAUCAGAGAGAAAGGGAAGCCACCUGAAGUUACGUUUAUAGGAAGGAAUAGACGCGGUCCAUUUAACCCGGUUGAUAUCGCGGCUCGCGUUUUACCGGACGGAUUUUUGUACGGUGAUCGACAGUCGAAGAUAGGAUUUCACCCGCUGCGGAUAAUCGGGCAUCGAUUUCGCGUUCCCGUGACUUCUCGUUCGUUCGCGUGCACUGCGAGACGAUCCGCGUUUCCAGAUAGAAUGGGCCGGUGUGAAAAUUCCGUUUUUAUCCAUUCCAGAAAAUCAAUUCUGGGGAUCGUAGCAUGAAUUUCCGGGGCUAUGUUUGCGCGUUUCUUCUUUUACGAGAGUCCUUUUACUCGCUGGAUUGGACCUUCGCAAUGUAUGAAAAUUGUGUAAAAGACGUGACUGACAUCGCAGCGGAUGUAUAAACGAGAACUAGAAACGAAUUAAAGGUAGCGAUGAGAGCAACUUUGGUGAAGUACUCGUGGUCUGUGAAAUAUAAAUCACCGUAGGAAAUGUAAGCGACAAAUGGGCACGCGACUGUGAACGUGGUUUGAUAAAGGGGCCAUCGAUUAUUCGUUACCGCUCGCCUGCGUCGAGGAAUAAUAACAUUCUGUUAUAUGAAACUUCAUUCAUAUUCAGGUGAACGUUACAAUAAAUAUCGGCGACGGUCUUUUUAUAAAACCACGGCUCACGUCUUGUUUGAUCAUGUUUCAUUUCGACGAUGAAAAAUAGAUUUACGAUACUGCCUACGACAUGUUGGUUUAGCGUAAUCUAAAUUAAGUACUAAAAAAGAAUACUGCCACUGUGUUGUUAGGGGGAAAGAGUUGUAGCUCGAAAUCCUACGAGCGUUCAGGGGCGCGAUCGAAAUUCGACGAUAACAAUAAAGGUGAAACAAUAAGGGAAGCCGGGGGGGGGGAGAGAAAGGAAAGUCGCUAUUCGCGAUCGCACGGAAUACAAAAGGAGGAAUGUACAUAUCCACUUUGAUGAGCUUAACGAAUUAUAUCGGUGAUGAAAUUUAAUUCGAUUUUAUGGGUCGUAUUCCGUGCGAUCGGCUGAAUGAUUAGGCGAAACGUGGUGCGCAUGAAAUCUCCUACAAAUUGAAAGAACUGAAAGUGAAACGAGGCUCCUACCCGCCCUUCUCGAUCGAUCAGCGAAACAGGAAGAAGGAAACAAGAGAAAGUUUAAUUAAAUUGGAUGAAUUUUAUAAAUUACUUCAUUUUUUAAUUACUGUACGCGAUCAUUAUCUCUCUCAUUUCAACUCGGACUUCUUUCAUCGUUAAUUCCCCAUUUAUUCGAAUUUGUUCGAAUUUAUUACACGCGUCCUGUUCGAUCAAUGGAGUGGAGGGAAAAUGGCCACCUCCUCGCGUGAUUAAUCAUCAAAAUUGAAUUAUUGAUUGCUCGCGAGACCGAAUGCCGUUAAUUAGGAAUUUCGAAUAUCGUUGCUUUCAAUGUGAUAACGUUUGCUCUAUCUAGGAAAUAUGCAUAUCGACUUAAACAAGGUAACGUAACCAUCAAAAUUUUAUUACAAACAUAUAUAAAACACAUAUCUUCGCGUAAAGAUUUAAAGUUUCUUGAAUACUUUCUAUUUGUAGGAGUUUAUGCCGUGUGAGAGAACGUCGUGAGAGUGUGCGAAUGUUUGAGAGCAACAAAACAGAGAAACACGUAUAAAUAUAUAUAUAUAAAUACAAUAUAAAAAAAAAUAUAUAUAUAUCGAAAAUCGUUGAAGAUUGAGCGACGAGGAGAAUUCAUUGAUCUAAUCGUUUUCAUUGUAGCUGUAAUACGACUCUCUUGAACACACUUUGUACAGUUUUUAAUAACAUGAAACGACUUAAUAAUUGUCUGAGAGGAAAAAUAGAACAAGAAUUGUUCUACUAAUCGUUCCCACAAGGUGGUUUAUUUUUUAGCAAGGAUGGGGCCACGGCUUUUACGUUUCAUCGACCAUUCGCGUGCUACCCUCGAUCGUAUACUUUAUAGUUUCAUUUCAAGCGAAACGUAAGACGCGAAAAAGAAUUAUUGUUUUAUUACCAGCCUCGUUUUAAUUAAAUAUAAAGUAAUACAAGUUGCAAUAUCUAAUGGAAGGUGGACGAACGUAUCUGUUCUAAUCAUCGAUUUCUCUAUUUUUAUUUUGUAACGAAUCAUGUGACAGGAAUUAAAAAGACAAGUUUGAAUUAUGUCAAGAACUGUAAAAUAUUUUUUGCAUGAUACAAUUAUAUUUUCUUUAUUGCUUUUAAGUAUGACAAGACUUCUGAUAUGACAAGUUCAUUUUUAAAAAUAAAAAUUCGUGGACUAUUUCGUUUCAUUAAAGACUAGCUUAAAAAUUCGUGACACGUGAAACGUUUGAAUCGUCGGUUUCGAUCAAAGUUCGACCGAUUUCGAUUCUUUCAACCGUUCGAAGCUGGGCCCUGUCCCUUAAUUUCAAACGAGUUUUGUUUUUCGCGCGUAUUUACGCACCAGAAGCAUUCCGGUUUUGGUCGUUGGCCCCGGUCCGGCGGUCGCAAACAAAAGUCGGAACACGGAAGUGCCCGCGUACACGGGAAUUCCGCGUUUGUCGAUGGAAUUUAAUAUCCGCUGCUAUAUUCGUUAUGAAACACGAUCGCGCUUCUUCUACCCCUUCCUCUAUCGGCCGCGCGAGCCUUCGCAUUUUUUGCAACCCCCGGCAGAGGCUACGUAGAAUCGAUACCUGUGGCCAACGAAUUUUGAUAAACAGCGAUAAAUCCACCCCCUCCUACGUAGCAUUACAUUUCUUUGGUCGAAUGACAGAGUGCGAUGUGAUUAUAAAUAUUUAUUAAUAGGAAGAACUUGAAACGUACAAUGUUAUAAUGUUGUCUCACCUGAUGAAAUUGUAAAAUUAUAUUUAUUUAGAAGAGAAACUAUAAUAAGUUUGGUCAGAUGAUUUUGAUGAAAAUUCAAUGGACGAUGACUCCGUUUAGUUGAACAAUGCGUCACGAAUUCGCGAACAUGAAAGAACGCAUCUGCCAAUCACCGCGUGCAAAUAUAAACAGCGAAAUGGGUUGUAAAUAAGCCGGCUGGCGCACGGUCGUCGGUGUAGGGCCAGUUAUCUAUCGUUUAUCUACGUAUGGAGCCGUAUUGACUAUUCUGCGUGGAUAACACUCGAAUCCCUUCCCCUGUAUAAAUGUCGUACACGAACACACGGACACACACAUACACACACCGGUCACUGUUACACUCUCGCAUAUACACGUGUAUUUAAUACGUUUGUACAUAGCGAUUCGUUUUCAAUAAAUACUCGGCGCUUUGACUUUUAUCA